Messenger RNA from Silurus meridionalis, 784 nucleotides. The record is from the annotation of a RefSeq genome assembly. NCBI's taxonomy places the organism in Eukaryota, Metazoa, Chordata, Actinopteri, Siluriformes, Siluridae.
AUGACCCACCAAGCACACGCAUAUCACAUGGUUGACCCAAGCCCAUGGCCCCUAACCGGCGCAGUAGCUGCUCUCCUAAUAACAUCAGGUUUAGCAAUCUGAUUUCAUUUCCACUCAACAAUUCUCCUGACGCUAGGCCUAGUAUUACUCCUGCUCACAAUAUACCAAUGAUGACGAGACAUUGUACGAGAAGGCACUUUCCAAGGACAUCAUACCCCUCCCGUCCAGAAAGGCCUGCGAUACGGGAUAAUCCUGUUUAUUACAUCAGAAGUCUUCUUCUUCCUAGGGUUCUUCUGAGCAUUUUACCACUCCAGCCUCGCACCAACCCCCGAACUAGGAGGCUGCUGGCCUCCAACGGGCAUUACAACACUAGACCCAUUCGAAGUCCCUCUCCUAAACACUGCCGUACUCCUGGCAUCUGGCGUUACAGUAACAUGAGCCCACCACAGCCUAAUAGAAGGAGAGCGCAAACAAGCAAUCCAAUCACUUAUCUUAACAAUCCUACUAGGAUUUUACUUCACCGCACUUCAAGCCAUGGAAUACUAUGAGGCCCCCUUCACCAUCGCUGACGGGGUCUACGGUUCAACUUUCUUCGUAGCAACAGGCUUCCACGGACUCCAUGUAAUUAUCGGCUCAACCUUCCUUGCAACCUGCCUACUCCGGCAAAUUCAAUACCAUUUUACAUCAGAACAUCACUUUGGAUUUGAAGCAGCCGCCUGAUACUGACAUUUCGUAGACGUCGUAUGACUAUUCUUAUACGUCUCUAUUUACUGAUGAGGCUCAU